This is a messenger RNA of Paramecium tetraurelia, 1206 nucleotides long. RefSeq lists its product as uncharacterized. Lineage: Eukaryota; Ciliophora; Oligohymenophorea; Peniculida; Parameciidae. The record is from RefSeq and is a predicted model, not a curated record. The transcript has 5 exons.
AUGGCAAUAACUUCGAAGAAAUGCAGUGUAAAGAAAGUAUCCUUACCAGAGAGGAUCACUAAUUCUCUUUAUAAUAAAUAUGCUGAAUCACAAAAUUACUAUUUUACAAAGGAUAUCAAUGAAAUCAUUUUGGAUCAACCCACCAAACCGAACAUAGUGUUCAAAGACUUAGUGUUGUUGGAUGAAGAUGUUGAGUAUAUGAAAAAAGUAUAUCAACCUCAUUGUUUAGAUAAUAAAAUGGAAGUUCUAACAGAAUUUUACAAAUUUCACAAUGAUUUACCUAGAUGGGCCGUAUCAGGUUCCAUUGUUAAUAUUUUGAAUGAAUAUUACAAUUAAAAAAGAAAGCUCGAAUAUUACAAAAUUUAGAAAAUAAUCGAUGAGGAGAACAAAAACAAUCCAGAAAAACCCCCCAAAGGCAUAGUAGGAGAUUAGCCAAUCUAAACAGAAAGCACACCUCCUUCUCACACCAUUGAAAGUGGAAUCAUUGUUGGAAAUGUACUUGAUGAAUUACAAAAUACUCCUUCUUAUUCAAAACACAAUUAAGAUAAACAAAAUCGUAAAGUGAACAAUAACAAUGAUAUUCAUCAACAACUCUUGAAAAUUGAAAAAUUAAAGACUGAAAGACAAUAAGAUAAUAAUAACAUCAUCAAAGAAUUCAAAUUAUAACAAAUUCUUACAACCGAUAAAAUGAAAAAUAUUAAAUAAUUGAUAACAUCUUAAAAAAGACAGUUAAAAAUCAUUCAUCCUGAUUAAUGUGGUGAAUUGGAUCCACCAAAACCAAAACUCAAACAUCAACAAAUCUUAGAUUAAUGUAAAUUAUAUAUUUAUGAAGUACAUAAAAGAGUAAAUGAAAAGAUCUAAUUAAAAAAAAGAACUGCGGUGAAAAAUAAAGAUCCCUCCAGAGAAAUCAAGAGUGUGCAUUUUGGUGAAGAUAAAAAGGAAAACUUUUUCAAAUCUCCCAGAAAUAUGAAGACUUAAUGUACUUCCAAAAUGACACCUAAAUCCAAUAGCAAAGUAGGCAAGACUCAGACCUUCCACGACACUUCAUCAAGAAAACCUAACAACAACCUUUUAUCAACUAGGAAUAUUGGAGCAAAGACUUGUCAUUAAAUAAGUAAUAACAUCAAAUCAAAAAUACCAUAAAAACCUAUAUCAUUUAAAACUCUUACUACCCCAAGAUCUGUCUAAUAGAAGUUAUAAUUAUGA